This is a messenger RNA of Penicillium bovifimosum, 237 nucleotides long. RefSeq lists its product as uncharacterized. Lineage: Eukaryota; Fungi; Ascomycota; Eurotiomycetes; Eurotiales; Aspergillaceae. Bases 1 to 237 code for a protein of 78 amino acids. The record is from RefSeq and is a predicted model, not a curated record. The transcript has 2 exons.
AUGGCGUCUGUCGGGAAACCUCCUUUGGAGGACACUCGUCGAACGACAGGAUCGCCGAAAAUGAAGAGCCGUGGUGAGUUGAUCUCGAGUAUAAAGAAUCAGAUAUCCCUUGGAUAUCACUCUUGUGACAGGGCUAUGCUGGGCCCACCCGGAGAUAAUGCGAAAGACACUUUAUGCCGUAAUGUGACCAUCUAUGGGCGAUGCCGUUAUGAAGACAAAGGUAUCCACGAACCUUGA